AUGGAUGAAACUGACUUUUCGGAAGACACAACCUAUGAACAACAAGAGGACUUGCCUUAUGAUGGGGUCUUUUCUCAGAUGAAGAUGUGCAGUUCUUACAACUUUACCUCAAUAAACGACACCCUAACUGUCUCAGAAGAAGUUGUUCUGCCAGGAGAAGAGUCCCAGGAAAAGGCUGCACGAUAUAAGAUGUCCCAGAAUGAAGCUGUAGUUAUGACCUCCGAUAAGAUCACUGAAAGUGCUGUCAAUGACAGGUGUGAUAAAGAUAAACAGCGUGCCUUGGCUUCUUGUGUUACAACUAAUAAAGGAGAUGCCUCAAAGUCACACAUUUUGGAUAUUUUACUCCAUCACCUCUCCAGGGAGCACUUCUUGAGGAGGCAAGGCGGCAUUGCCUAUGAAACUCUCCCAGAGACCUUGAAUGCUAACAGUCUCAGUGACACAACUGUUCUUACAAACAUCAUUUCAUGUUACGCAAAGAAUUCUUGCCCCAAAGAACAAACCCCGGCAUUCACUCACCAACCCAGUCCCAAAAGUGGUGCAGAAAACAGCAGUAAGCCUGGUUUCUUUCUAGGCACAGCAGAAGAAAGUAACUCUCUCUCAGAAAAAUCAGUGACGGCUGGGCAGGGAAGUCAUGAAGAAAAUCCAAGCUUUCUAAGUAGAUCUAAAGAUCCAGGUGAUAAACAAAAGAACUGCCAAGGGCAGACACCCCAGAGACAGCUGACUGAAAAAGCAAGUUCAGGCACCAGGCUCAAAUAUGGCCAAGAUCAAGUGCACUACCAGCUUCCAGACUUUUUUAAGGUUGCUCCCAAAGUGAAAAUCCCUAGAAAUGCCAUAACUAAUAAACUUUUUACAAUAGCUAACCAAGCCAGCUGUUCUCCUAGGUUGAGAAAUAUAUCAACAGUUGUGCAAGACAAUUUAGGAACCAUGUCUGGGCCAAAUUGUGCUCAAAAGCCACAACCAGAGCAAAAAAGAAAAUUUACUGAACUUUCACAACAAACCCAGAUGGAGCCUGCCACACACACCAAACAAGAAGCUCUCACAGGAGUUGAAUCUGAGAAAUGUCACUUGAAGUUGAUCCCAACAAACUGGAAAGAUCCUUCCCCAAAUUCUUACAUAUUUCAAAAGAUCUCCCAAGGAAAACAGAUGUGCCAGAAACUGAAAGAACAGACCGACCAACUGAAGACUAAGGUACAAGACUUUUCCAGAAGAAUAAAACAGGACUCUCUCUGUCAUUUGCAAGACACAAGACUGAUGACCAAGGAGCACACUGGCUGUCUUCCAGGAUCCCGGAGCUCAAGAAGUGAGGUGACAGGGCUACCAAGGGCAGGGCCACAGGAGAUCACCUCCAAGGAGCUCAGUGAGCUGGCCCCAAAGAUGUGAGUCCUCUCCCAGAUGCCUCCACCACUCAGCCUGGAGCGGGAUAGGGAUGGGGGCUGUGCCUGCAUCCAGCCACACACAUAGCCCAGAG
Messenger RNA from Cricetulus griseus (Chinese hamster), 1468 nucleotides. The record is from RefSeq and is a predicted model, not a curated record. Lineage: Eukaryota; Metazoa; Chordata; Mammalia; Rodentia; Cricetidae.